CUCACUGGCUGGGCCGACUGACCGGCCGCUCCUCCUUCUCGUGUGGUGGGUGGAUGGGUGGGUGAGCGGCCGGCCGGCUCUCGGGCAGCAGCCGGCGCCUUCAACACGGCGUUUAACACCACAACUCGGGCAUCAAUCUGCCUGCCAUGCGUGCCCGCGCUGGACUGAGGCGCGCUGCUCGCAGCCAUGAAGGCGAGGACGGGCGAGCGAUGUGAAGCUAUGCCGUAGCUGGGCUGCGACAGCCGGCUUCAAUGAUGCGCCUGUGCUCCCCAAGCCGGCCCGGCAGCCUGCUCAUACUCGCUCUGCUGCAGCUGGCUUUCAUCCUCUUCCUCUACCGCCGCAGCCUCUCUAGCUCCUUCGUCAGUUUGCUGUACGAGGACGACCACGGCCGCUACUGGGAUUACUCCAAAACCUACGACGUCUACACCAACCUCAGCCUGAUCACCCCGGUCCCUGAAGGGGAAACUUUAGCCAAUUGUCCCGCCGAAUCGCCGCUUCUUGUUGGACCACUGACAAUCAGCUUUCAAGCAAUUCCGGGUAUGAGCAAAAUAGAAAGAAAAAAUCCAUAUGUGAAAUCUGGUGGGCGUUAUGCUCCCCCACACUGCAAAGCUUGGUAUAAGACAGCAAUCCUUAUUCCUCAUCGAAACAGGGAGCCACAUUUGCGCCAUCUUCUAUAUUAUCUUCAUCCAUUCCUUCAGCGUCAACAGCUUCAAUAUGCAAUAUAUGUCAUCCAUCAGACUGGAAAUCGUACAUUUAACAGAGCAAAACUGCUUAAUGUUGGAGUGAGAGAAGCACUGAAGGAUGAGGACUGGGACUGUCUGUUUCUACAUGAUGUUGACCUUAUCCCUGAGAAUGAUCACAAUUUGUAUAUUUGUAAUAGAAGAUACCCCAAGCACGUAUCCAGUGCAAUGAAUAAAUUCAAGUACAGGCUACCAUAUAGGAUGUAUUUUGGUGGUGUUUCAGCCUUGACUCCAGAUCAGUACUUACGAAUUAAUGGCUUCCCAAACACAUACUGGGGUUGGGGUGGAGAAGAUGAUGAUAUUUCUGCUAGGAUUUAUUUUGCAGGGAUGAAGAUAAUUCGAACUCCCCUCUCACUUGGACAUUAUAAAAUGAUCUCACAUAAUAUGGAUGUGGGUAAUGAAAAAAAUGACAAAAGAUUUGACAUGGUGGUGAAGGUAUCCAAGUCAUGGCGAUCUGAUGGGAUGAACUCUAUAGAAUACAGCUUACUUCAAAGGGAAGAGCUUCCUUUGUACACCAACAUUACUGUGGACUUUGGAAACAGUCCAACUGUUUAGUCAAAAGUGAAUUAACUACAAAAAACAAACUAUGGUUAAAGGUGUUUCUCAAAGAAUGCCGUCACAGAUGGAAGUAUUAUUGGAUAUACUGCAAAUCCAAAGACAUUCAUUCAGCCCAAAGAAACAGAUAUAACCUACCUGCUUCACAUUCUUUUUUGAAAAGUUAUUUUCGGGAAAAAGAUUUCAGAACUUUCACACAGCUUUUUUUUUUGACAUUGUCAUAUCGGCUAUGGAGAAUUUGUUUCAUAUUUGCUAUUAAUAAUAUCCAUAUGUAAAUUAGAAGCCUAUGCCAUGUGACAUUCAGGAUGAAGUUAUGGAAUGGUUAAUUUAUAUUAUGAAACUUUAAACUUACAGGUUUUGGAAAAUUGCAUGGGUUGACUGCAAAAGUAAAUGCAGCCUGUGUUGUGAAAUCUUUGAAAUCAAUAAACCAAAGGAAUUGACACACUUGCACAUUUUUGUGAAAGUUGCAUCUUAACUAUUCCCUUUGGAAAAUAUUGGCACAACAUGACACUAUCUUUAUAAUUCUAAGGAACUGUAUGAGGACUGCAGGAGAGGUUCCCUGUUAGAAUAUAUGUUUAGUGUGCAUGAUUUUCUCUCAAACUUAUAAAUUGAUCAACAUCUGUAGGGUGCACUAUGGAGACAGAUCAAUCAAUUAAAUUAAUUUGCUACCACCUUGCUAAUGUUUCAUUUUGAGUUGAAAGAAUUUUCGGUUUUAAGAAAAUACGGAAUUUUAGUACUGUCUCAUAAGUACUUGCAUAUAAGCCAUACAUUUAUAAAUCUGUGUGCCAGUUUGAAAUAUGAUUUUUAAAGUGUGUGUAUGUUAUUUCAAUUAUUGUAUUUUAGUAAGUUAUUUUUUUCUGUAGUAUGCUAUUUUUAUCAUUCUUGAAUCGUAAUAAUCACUAUUAUGAGUGUCUUCUGUGUUACCUGGUCUUGCCCAUACUAAUGUUUCCUGUCCUUCAAUCAUUGCCAUAUGGUCAUUUUAUCUAUAAUCAUACACCCUCAUCAUGUGCUCAGCUUCUAAAGGAAUGUGAAUAUUUCUCAAUGAAAGCACUUACAGGUUUCCAGCAUAUGUGGUCUUUCUUUGAAUUGUAAUUUUUGACAAGCCAUAAUAUUAUGCAUUGAAGAAGAUGGUCAUUUUGCCCAUUGUGCCUUUGCCACAUUUUUGGAAGAUUAAAAUAGUCUCUCAACGUCCUUCAUUAUUCACAAAAGCCCUGCAGACUUGCAAACUUGAAAUAGAAAUCUAAUUCCACUUUUGAAAGAAACUGUUACAGAUGAUGCGUUUCUAGGUCAUAACUUGCUGAAUGUAAACUAUCAUCACCCUUCCAUCCUACCCCGAUAAGAUGUUUGCCACACAUUUUACAUCUGUGGCCUUUGCAAACAGUUAGUCAAGAUACUUUCUUCCCAAUAACUCUUAAUUCAAACCACUGUUCUUGGAAGACCAUGUUUGCCUUUUCUGCAGAUUACCAAAAUACUUCAUCUCCUUCAUCCCCAUUUUGUGCCUCUGAUACUUCAAGCAUGCAGAUUGCAUUAUUUAGUAUAGGCGAGGAACACAAGGUGCUAGUUGAAAGAUGGUGAAUAAAUGGAACUGACUAGAUAAUAGAUAAUGUCUAUUUUUAAAUAAUGUUUAUGUUACUUAAUUGUUGAUUAGUCAUGAUAAGUCAACCUCAUUAAUUAGUCUGCAGGUGAAACAAACCCUAAUGAUAAGCAGCUUAGGGAGAUAAAGCUCCCAAGUCACCUGAUCUAAGUGUCCUUCACUUGCUAAAACUCAGCAGAUUGGAAAAAAAAAGAGCAUCUAAAAAAUGAUUGUCAGGACCCAAUAAAGGGUUGGUUUGAUAGACAUUUCCAGGAUGUUUCUAAUAAAGAUAGUUUCUAACAAAUGAUAUUUCCACAACUUUUUCUUGUUUUACUUAUUGGUUUUAUAGAAUGAGAUUCUACAUUGAAAAUCAACUAAUUGAACAUUUUGGAUACAGUUGUUGUUUUCCUUUUGAAAUUGUUCUUGUUUCAUUCCAAAGAGGAAGAACGAUUCCAAGGGAAGUAAGGGGCGACCGUAGCUGACAAAGGGAAGUCAAGGACAGUAUAAAAACAAAAGAGAAGAACUAUAACAUAGCAAAGAUGAGCGGGAAGCCAGAGGAUUGGGAAACUUUUAAAGAGCAACAGAAGAUAACUAAAAAGGCAAUACGGGGACAAAGGAAAUGGCAGACGAGUUGAACAGGUACUUUGGAUCUGUCUUCACUAAGGAAGAAUAGGGAUUAACGGGUCCCUUUCAGAAUGGCAGGCAGUGACUAGUGGUGUACCGCAAGUCUCGUAGCUGGGACCGCAGCUAUUUACAAUAUACAUCAAUGAUUUAGAUGAAGGGAUUCAAACUAACAUUAGCAAAUUUGCAGAUGACACAAAGCUGGGUGGCAGUGUGAACUGUGAGGAGGAGGCUAUGAGGAUGCAGGGUGACUCGGACAGGUUGGGUGAGUGUGCGGAUGCAUGGCAGAUGCAGUUUGAUGUGGAUAAAUGUGAGGUUAUCCACUUUGGUGGCAAAAACAGAAAGGCAGAUUAUUAUCUGAAUGGUGUCAAGUUGGGAAAAGGGGAAGUACGAAGAGAUCUGGGUGUCCUUGUUAUCACUCACUGAAAGUAAGCAUGCAGGUGCAGCAGGCAGUAAAGAAAGCUAAUGGCAUGUUGGCCUUCAUAACAAGAGGAGUUGAGUAUAGGAGCAAAGAGGUCCUUCUGAAGUUGUACAGGGCCCUAGUGAGACCACACCUGGAGUAUUGUGUGCAGUUUUGGUCUCCAAAUUUGAGGAAGGACAUUCUUGCUAUUGAGGGACUGCAGCGUAGGUACACGGGGUUAAUUCCCGGGAUUGCGGGACUGCCAUAUAUUGAUAGAAUGGAGUGGUUGGGCGUGUAUACAUUGGAAUUUAGAAGGAUGAGAGGGGAUCUUGAAACAUAUAAGAUUCAGGAAACAUGUUCCUGGUGUUUGGGGAGACAAGAACCAGGGGCCACAGUUUAAGAAUAAAGGGUAGGCCAUUUAGAACGGAGAUGAGGAAAAACAUUUUCACCCAAAGAGUUGUGAAUCUAUGGAAUUCUCUGCCUCAGAGUUAGAUAGAGCCCUUAAAGAUAGCGAAGUCAGGGGAUAUGGUGAGAAGGCAAGAAUGUGGAAGACCAGCCAUGAUCACAGUGAAUGGUGGUGCUGGCUCGAAUGACCGACUCCUGCAUCUAUUGUCUAUUGUAAAUGUGAGUGCAAUUGCUGUCGAGAAUAUAUGAUAUUGAUUUAAUUUAAAAGAUGACUAAGUUUGAUUUUUAUGUUUUUCCCUAUGUAUCUCUAAUAUAGUUUUGUGUUACCGACACUUAGAAUUUUUGACAUUUGUCAAAUGUAAAGAUUGGAUAGUGAAGAUACUGUAACAUUAAUUUCAAAUUUGGGAACUAAAACAUCUUGACAAGGUAAUGAGAAAAUUAAGAAUAUUUAUCAGUUUUUGGACUGUAUUGUCUUGCUUUUGCAUGUGCAGGUGUUGUAAAUAUCUACAUUCCUUUUUCUAAAUGUUAGAAAGUGGGCGCUACCAAGAAGAGAGUUAUGUUAGAUUAUUAGAAAGAUGACAAUACAAAUAUUUAUAUUUUGUCAUCAACACGCACAAGAAUUGUCUCUUGUAUAUAAUUUUACACUUUGGUAUUUUUCCUGAUUCAUAACAUGAAAGUUGCACAAAGUUGAGAGAAACUGCUUAUCAAUAUGGUUAAUUUUGUAUUUGUGGAAUUGCACAAUAAGCAAGCCAAAAAUGAAUGGUGUGCAGAUCUUAUCAGCAAAUGUUAUUGUAAACAAGGCUGCAAACAUUGAAAGUAUUGAGAGUGUUAAUAAUUUAUAGCAUCCAAUGCCUUAAAGCUUUGGUCAAUUUUCUUUGAGCAUAUUGUCAUCUAGUCAUUUGAAAUUAAGUUGAUUAUUAUUUUAAUCUCUAAUAAGCAGCACCAAUGUAUUGUUAAAAUACUCUGUCUACAAAUGAUGGCAUUGUUUGCUCUGUUUUUCCCCCAAAUGCAAAUUACGGAAUAAACAUUUUGUUUA
This is a messenger RNA of Amblyraja radiata (thorny skate), 5330 nucleotides long. Its product is annotated as beta-1,4-galactosyltransferase 3-like. Gene Ontology annotation, cellular component: Golgi apparatus. Gene Ontology annotation, molecular function: galactosyltransferase activity. Gene Ontology annotation, biological process: carbohydrate metabolic process. The transcript has 6 exons. Bases 252 to 1295 code for a protein of 347 amino acids. The record is from RefSeq and is a predicted model, not a curated record. Lineage: Eukaryota; Metazoa; Chordata; Chondrichthyes; Rajiformes; Rajidae.